GGCCUUCAAUCAGGAAAGCAAAAGUUUCCUGGUUUUGGUUUGACCCAUAAUUGGGUAAAGCGAAGUAUCUUUUUUGAGCUUCCUUAUUGGAAGACCAAUCUGCUUCGCCAUAACCUUGACGUCAUGCACAUCGAAAAGAACAUGUUUGAGAAUAUUUUCAACACCGUCAUGGAUGUGAAGGGGAAGACAAAGGACAACCUCAAGGCUAGAUUGGAUAUAGCUUUAUACUGUAACCAAAAAAAUAUGGAGUUGGUUUAUGAUGAGUCACGGGUUGCAAAACCAAGAGCAAGCUUCGUGUUGGAGAAAAACGCACAACUGCUAGUCUACAAAUGGCUUAAGAGUCUGCGUUUUCCGGAUGGACAUGCAUCGAACAUAUCAAGGCUGGUUAAUAUAGAGGACUGCAGAUUGUAUGGAAUGAAGAGUCAUGACUGCCACGUGUUUAUGCAAACACUCAUCCCAUUAGCUUUUCGUGAUUUGUUGCCAAAGGGAAUAUGGGAUGCACUCACGGAGAUCAGUCAUUUCUUUAGAGAUAUAUGCUCCAGCAAGUUGAAUGUUGAUCACAUUGAGAGGCUUCAAACGAAUAUCGUCGAGACACUAUGCAAACUUGAGAUGAUAUUCCCUCCAUCAUUUUUUGACUCAAUGGAGCAUCUCCCUAUACAUCUACCGUUCGAGGCAAAAGCUGGAGGACCGGUCCAAUAUAGAUGGAUGUACCCAUUCGAACGGUACUUGUUUAAUCUUAAGAAAAAGGUUAAGAACAAGGCGCAUGUUGAGGCUUCGAUAUGUGAGGCCUAUAUUGUUGAGGAGAUCUCAACAUUUAUCUCGUACUAUUUCGAACCUCAUCUAAGAACGAGAAUCAAUCGCGUUCCACGGCAUGAUGAUGGCGGUGAAGUGCCUUCCAGUGGGAACUUGUCAAUAUUCUCCAAUACUGGACGACCCACACCUAAAAAUGCCGUAAGAGGAAGAUAUUUGUCGGAAAUAGAGUUCAAACAAGCACACAACUAUGUUCUAUUUAACUGUGAUGAGCUGAGACCUUUUAUUCAGCAACAUCGUCAAUUUUUGCUCUCCAAUAACUCACAGCUGACUGAAUCCCAGAUCUUUCAAUUACAAGAUGAGAAGUUUGCCACGUGGUUCAGAACACAUGUUUAUCAAAUGGGAAGGAGUGCACCUAAGUCAUUGUCUUUACUAAGCCUGGGGCCUGAAAGAAAAUGUAAGUGCUACAACGGGUAUUUUGUCAAUGGAUAUGUUUUCCAUACUGAAGAAUACGGGCAAGGAAGAAAGACAUACAACAGCGGUGUUUGUGUUAAGGGAUCCACUAGUAGUGAGUUAGAAGUUGACUACUAUGGUAGAUUAGAAGAGGUCGUCGAACUGCAAUAUCAUAACGAGCAGAAUAUAGUGUUUUUAUUCAAAUGCUAUUGGUAUGACACGACUGACAGAGGAAUCAGAGUUGAUCUGCACUAUGGUCUGGUCGAAAUCAACUCAAAAGCUAGACUCCGCAACAUAAACGAUGUCUUUGUUUUCGCAAAGCAAUGUCAACAAGUUUAUUACACAUACACCCCUUCAUUUAGAAAGGAUCGAUCAAGAGUGGAUUGGUUGUCCGUUUUAAAAACGAAACCCCGGGGUCGUGUCGAGGUUGUUCAGGAUGAGAACGAAGACACAAGUGUGCGAGAUGAAGUCUUUCAAGUUAGUGAGGUGGUUGAACCAUAUCGAGUUGCUCCUUCGAUUGAAUUGGAAGAAAAUUCAAAUUUUCGUGUUUUCGAUGAUAGUCUUGUUGAUGUUGACGCAGAUGAGUUAAAUUUUGUUUUGAGCUCUAGCGGACAACCAAAUAUCGAUGAAGAAGAUGAUAUUCAUAUUGAAGAUUGCGAUGAAGGUGAUGACAAUUCAAUUGAUGACGAAGAAGAAGAAAAUUCUGACUAACUACCAAAAUGAAGCCCUAUGUAAAACCCUUUUUUACAUGUAAUUUAGAUUAUGAAUGAUAUAUAUAUUUUGAAACACAAAAUAUUUAUCACUUGAAAUAAUUAGUUGAAAUACCACAAUUAUGAUGGAUAAUAUAUUUUGUGACAUGAAAUAA
Molecule: messenger RNA, 2068 nt
Organism: Populus trichocarpa (black cottonwood)
Lineage: Eukaryota; Viridiplantae; Streptophyta; Magnoliopsida; Malpighiales; Salicaceae
Exons: 4
Coding region: 124-1914 (596 amino acids)
Source: RefSeq, a predicted model, not a curated record